AGCUAACAUCAUGCGUUUUCUUUUUCCCCCGACGAGGUUAAGCGACAUUUUGACAUGUUGAUGCUGGGAUGCUGAUCUGGCAGCGCUUUGUUUAUUCUCGCUGUACAGUCUCGGCUAUAUCAGCCGGAAAACAACAUCGAUGCCAAGUGGAACAUGAGCAUAGCAGUACGCGCCGAGGAUUUCUACCGCGCAGGCUUUGUGAGUAAAUUGAAUGUUUAUGCUGAUGAGACACCGCGUCAGUGCGGAACCACACCGAGGUCGCUCUUUGGAGUAACUGUGCGUGCCAAACAAUCUCAACAUGUCGGGCUGGAAAAGUGAAAGUCCCUGACAUUUCUCUCAGACAACACCAUCGGCUGAUGGUAACCCUGUGAUAGUUGUGUGCCGCUUUCUGUACGCAUGGUUGCGAGUACGGGUGUUUACGGGUGUGUAUAUAUGAGUGACUGAGGGCUCUUGGCCGGAUGUGUAUCGCUGCUCUUCAAUGACCUGCCACUCGGCGGAGGCCGGCGGGGAUCAGCACAGCGCCAGCAGCAGUAGCGCCAGCAGCAGUAGCGGCAGCAGUAUUACCACAGAGACAGACAGAGCAGCUGAACCCGAGCACCAGCGCAUCUCCGCAGCCGCCAUGAGAGACCUGCGCAACACCGGCUGGUACUGGGGGCGCCUGACAGCUAAUGAGGCCAAAGAAAUCCUUCAGGAUGCAUCAGAGGGGACAUUUCUGGUCAGGGACAGCAGCCAAAGAGAUUAUCUUUUUACCAUCUCUGCCAUGACAUCUGCUGGACCCACAAAUUUGCGCAUUGAGUACAAGGAAGGCAAGUUCAAGUUGGACUCUGUGCUGCUGGUCAAGCCCAAACUCAAACAGUUUGACAGUGUGGUUCACCUGGUGGAGCAUUAUGUCCAACUGUCCAGGACUUCUAAUAAAACUGCUACAUCCUGCCAGGCCAAUGGUACAGUGCAGCUGCUUCUUAAAACUCCUAUUUAUACAGCCAUGCCUUCUCUACAGCAUUUGUGUCGAAUCGCAAUCAACAAAACUACACGACAGGUGCAGGAGCUUCCAUUGCCCAAUAGACUAAAGGACUAUCUGACGGACUACACCUACAAUGUGUGAAGUUCAAGAAACCACACUAAAUGCUCUGCAAUUUGAGACCCCUGACUAAGCCAUAGGAAUCUGUUAACUACUUUAUUAGGGUCCUUUGAAUUUGGAAACUAAAUAGGCAAUUGUUAAAUGGUUCUUAAGACACUUAUAGAUGCUCUACACACUAUCCUACUGAGUUUGUGUCUAGUGUGCAGGAUACACUGUUCUUUACAGACUGCUGUGGGAGCAACAGUCAUCAAACCUGAAUGGCACAAAAUAUAUUUGUGCAUGUCUUAUUGAUGCAUCUGAGAUGCUGUGUAUCCUGUGUUUGAAACAUGGGUGUUCAUUAUUUUGUACACCUUUGAAAUUGUUACUAUGAAUAUGUAUUUUGUUUUUACUGUAAACACUGAAGGAACAUUCAUUUUAAGGUCUAUUAAAAUAAUACAGAAGGGAAAUUGUAAUGGGAAAUAUUUCAUAAAAUGAAUCAAGAGCAAUAUUCAGU
Molecule: messenger RNA, 1571 nt
Organism: Trichomycterus rosablanca
Lineage: Eukaryota; Metazoa; Chordata; Actinopteri; Siluriformes; Trichomycteridae
Gene: socs2
Product: suppressor of cytokine signaling 2
Exons: 3
Coding region: 479-1102 (207 amino acids)
Biological process (GO): intracellular signal transduction; phosphatidylinositol phosphate biosynthetic process
Cellular component (GO): phosphatidylinositol 3-kinase complex
Molecular function (GO): 1-phosphatidylinositol-3-kinase regulator activity
Source: RefSeq, a predicted model, not a curated record